ACUAUUGUUGACUUUUCUCAGCCAGUCUAGUUUGACGUCGUAACACUGUGAUAAGACUCGAUGUGAUGGGAAUUUUUCAAAGUACACCAGUUAUCACAAUACAAUCGAACUCGGACACUAAACCAGUGUAAAGUGCUAGUUCGAUCACUACCUACUUAUUAUUCUACAGUCAACUUCACAAUGAAAAGUUUAACAACUCUGGUUCGUAAAGCUUCAAUAAGGCCUAACAAAUAUACCAUAAGUGAAAACUUUCAAAGAGUAUUUUCAUCUUCAAAUGCUGAAAAUAUGGUAUUUGGGGAAGAUGUUGCAUUUGGAGGUGUAUUCCGUUGUUCAAUGGGGCUGCAAGAGAAAUAUGGCAGACAAAGAGUGUUCAAUACACCUCUUUGUGAGCAAGGAAUUGCAGGUUUCGGGAUAGGCUUGGCAGUAACUGGAACAACAGCCAUAGCUGAAAUCCAAUUCGCAGACUACAUGUUCCCUGCAUUUGACCAGAUAAUGAAUGAGGCAGCGAAAUACAGAUACAGGAGCGGCAACGAAUUUAAUUGCGGCAAGUUGACAAUCAGAGCUCCGUGUGGUGCGGUGGGGCACGGCGCUCUUUAUCACUCGCAGAGUCCAGAGGCAUACUUCUCUCACACACCUGGCCUUAAAGUAAGGUCAAUUACACAUUAUAAAGAGUGUUCCUCAAAGAACUACAGUACUAAUACAGUUUUAAAGCUGCUUUUAGUACUCAACGACGGAAUAAGCUAAAAUUGUCUUUAGGAA
Molecule: messenger RNA, 759 nt
Organism: Nilaparvata lugens (brown planthopper)
Lineage: Eukaryota; Metazoa; Arthropoda; Insecta; Hemiptera; Delphacidae
Product: 2-oxoisovalerate dehydrogenase subunit beta, mitochondrial-like
Exons: 3
Coding region: 181-744 (187 amino acids)
Biological process (GO): response to nutrient; branched-chain amino acid catabolic process
Source: RefSeq, a predicted model, not a curated record